Messenger RNA from Astyanax mexicanus (Mexican tetra), 5112 nucleotides. RefSeq names its product KIAA0825 ortholog. The coding region runs from base 824 to 4666 and encodes 1280 amino acids. The record is from RefSeq and is a predicted model, not a curated record. The transcript has 20 exons. Lineage: Eukaryota; Metazoa; Chordata; Actinopteri; Characiformes; Acestrorhamphidae.
AAUGAACAUUUAAGUGGUUUAAACUAAAUUAAAGAUCAAAUAAAAAAAACAUACAGUUGAAAUAAUCAACGUAAACGCAGAUAAUAACGUGUAGGAACACGAAAAGUCUCCCCCGCCUUCAUGUGUGAAUGGUUUGCUCCGCUCCGUGUACAGGAUGUUUGGAAGCGGAGCUGCACGCGCUGGUUGUUAGAGACGCUUUGGUUGAUAAGGUGCUGGGUUUUGCAGAAAUAUACUCUGAACCGGGGUUUUAGGAAGGGAUUUUACCUUUUUUGUCGUGUAAAAACUUCUGUUAUCUCAGCAUGCACCAGAUUAAAGCCUGUUUUCCUCGUUUUUGCUCUGUAUGCUAGCUAGACAACACCAUGCUACCGUUAACUGCUUAAUUCCCUUCAUAGCUAGCUAGCUAAUCAAACACCACACAUUUAGCUAAUUAUCUAGUUAUCUACAGGUGUGUGUGAGUCAGCUGGCAGCUAGAUAGUUAACGUUAACUAGUUAAUUAAUCCCCCUCAUUGGAUACUAAGCAUUUUUUCUUUCUAUGUGACUCCAGUCCCUUCUUUAGGUUUAAUCACUGUUUGAUUAAAUGACUGGAAGAGAAUAUAGAGAUUAUUUUUUCAUUAUAUUUUUAAGGUUUUAAACACAGUCAGAGACUAUCAUCACGAGCUUCUUAGCUAACUAACUAACUUACUCAGUAACCUGGACGUAUUAGGAAUAAACACAUCUAUUAGUGAUAUUAAACAAUAAGAACAAUGAGGAUAAUGAUUAUAUUCCCUGGUUCCAUGGAUUUGGAGUGCCACUGACUGCAUGUUCUACACAAUAAGGCUGAAAAAUGGAGUUGCUGGGAGACUUUCCACAAGAUCAUGCCUUUGUGGAUCUGCUCAUGUCGGACGUCCCUGGUGAGGCAGACCUCCAGCUCCUGAUCCGAGACACUGAGGACAAGCUGAAACUCAAUGCCAGCAGUAUUGAACAGAACCUGCGGGAGCUCCAGGGGAAGAUUGGUGAGGCCUGGGUUGGAGAGAGAGCUCCCAGUCCUACAGAAUGUCUGCAGUGGUUCAGUCAGCGUAACCUGGCUUCACUGAAACCCAUCUCUACUGGACACCAGGAGCUGCUGGACUUCCUCAAAUCUGUGCAACAGUUGCUGAAGACUGAAGAGGCUCGUGAGGAGGCCGUUCUGCAGUUGCUGUUGAACAUCUCGUCUCAGUGUGGGGUGUCCUUCCCUUCCUCUGGCACGUUAUCUGUGCAGGGCCACACCCCUGUCCCUCCAGUCUGCUCUGUACGAGACGACCUCGCCCUGGAGGUCCAGGAGACCUGGGAUGACAUCCGGUUCCUUUUGCGGCGCCACCUGCUGGACAGACUCCAGCUAUCUGAGGAACCAAGCCAGACUGCCCAGUCUGCAGAGGGUUCAAACCUGAAUUCAAGAGUUCCACCAAGAAUCCACAUACUCCAGCAGCUCUCCUUCCUCUACCCAGAAUCAGAAGUUCUCACAAAGUACCAGGCCCUCCAGAGCAGGAUGGUUCUGGGACUGCUGAGGAGCACCCAGACCUGCAGCCCUGGUGGGGAGAGGGGCUUCAACAGGCUGGCUUUGGGCUUCCAGGAUGUCAGCCCUGCUUUCUGCACUAUGCUCAGUGAGGAGAUUCAUGUUCUGAAUGGAGUAGCUGAGCCACACAGCAUCCUGGCCUUUCUGAACCAGGCCUACCUGAGCACCCUGACUCAGGAGCUGAGUGCUCUGAUGGAGAGAGAGGUGGAGGCCAUGCAGAAGGACAACACUGCACCCGGAGCGAAGGUGGGGAAAGGCUCCAACAAGAAGUCAGCAGUAGCUCCUCAGGAAGCUCCCAGAAGAGCGAGGAACUUCUGCCUGACCUCCCACCAGUUAAAAAGCCUGACCCAGCUGGCCUCCACGAUGCUGGAGCUGGAGCACAGAGUGGAGGAUCUGGCAACCGAUUUGGGCUUCCUUAGCUGUGCAGGGGAGUCUGCCUGCAGCCUGAGAGGAAUCCUGAAGAAAGUCAGGGAAGAUGUAGACAUGAACGCAUUGGAUGGCAAAGCCACACCUGACCUUCUGCUGCAGAGUACAGAUGCGGUGUGUCUGGAGUUCGAGUGGAGGGCUGCAUUCUGGGAGCUGGUUCCUCAGAUGGCUCACUGUGUGAAGGUGUUUCUGGAGGACAUGUGCAGUAAGACGCUACAGCAGGAGGAGAGCGUGUAUUCUUCUGUCUCCACCCUCAUCACUACGGUUAAUGUCUCUCAGAGACAAGGGGUGGAGCUGACCUGUCCGGAAAAAGACAUGCCCAAGGUCAUAGUUAAGUUCUGUUCUAAUGUUCUGGAGGAGCUGGAUGCUCUCCUGCCUCUGGCUGUGGCUUGUAAAGAUGACGCCUUGCUGCCUGUGCGUUCCUGCUAUGUGGAAGUCUGUGGACGGGUGAUCUCUGCACUGCUGACCAGACUGGAGGAAAGAUCAGGGCAGGUGCCCAACACUGCACCCCUCAAAAACCUGCCCACACUGCUGGCCUCCAGCCUCUACAUCCAGCAGAGACUGAUGCACUACGAGAGUCAGCUGAGGGACAGCACUCGCACGCCUCUGACUCUGCUGCCCGUCCAGAGGAGCCAGGAUGUGACGGCCGCUCUGAACGAACACCUGACCAGCUACUGCGUCCACGUGUGUGCCACCAGUAUACUGCAGGAUGCGGAGAGCCACUACUGGGCAGACCCCAAGCCAUUUUAUGAGGGUGAAAGGUGUUCCUUCUCAAUCCAGAUGUGGCACUAUUUCCUCUCUGGCCUGCGCAGUGACCUGUGGGGGUCCGUGUCUCCGGCGCUGGCUCAGCAGACCCUGGCUCAGGUGCUGGCUCAGACGCUGGAGCUCCUGCUUCAGAGAUACUCCAGAGCUCAGCCCUCCUACAAGAGACUCCCCCAGAUCAGAAUGGACAUCACAGCUAUCCUGCUGUGUGUGGAGGAACUGAUGUGGAGUGUGUGUGGUAGUGUGGAGGAGCUGGUCAGGCCGUGUCUGUCCUCAGGAAGCUGGGUGUCCUGCAUUCACAGCCUGUGUAAUCAGUUCCUGAACGUGUGUGUCAUCCUCACUGCUCCUCUACCGCUGAUCCACAGUACCUUUCAGAAGGAGCUUAGUGAGGGGAUUACCAGCACUCCAGCAGAGCCAAGCAGCAGCCAAGCUCCUUUCUGGCUGAAUGUGAUCAACCCUACCCUCUUCCCACAGGAGCUACUGAGGGAGCAGGAGGCGGGCGAAGGCUCGGCUCUGUGGCUGCUGAAGCUGAUGGGUUCGGGGCCUGGCUGCUGUCCGGCGCUUGUCCUGCAGGCCGCGCUGCACAGUGACUGCUUACUGCUGCGUUUGCUGCUCUCUCGUUCUCAUCUGUGUCUGGACAGUGAAGCUGAGGUGUCCCUUGAGGCACAGCAGGCUGCUGCUGAGUUUGUGGAAGCUAUUUUCUCCAUCCUGUCCUCCUUAAACAAUGUCCCCAGGGCUCUAGCUCUAGCGCUGGAGGGCUACCUGGACAGAAGACACCUAUGGGACCACUUUUACAGUUUAGCAGAUACAGCCAAAGAAGCUCCUGCCUUGUUCAGAUCUAUCCGAGCUGUCAUAUCCAAACCCAUCAACAGCUUGAUUGGCCACUUGGUGAGCAUGAUGCAGGCGUGUGAGGACCUUCCUGGCACACUGAUCAGACUAGAGCUUCCAGAGAGUGUACUGACCAAAAUCCCCAAAGAAUGGAACUACGCAUCCAAUGAAGCCAAGAACAAACACACCAGCAAGAACAACAUCACUCUGGCCAUCCAGGGUCUGUCCUUCAUCUUUACACACCUCCCCUCAGCUGUGGCCUCUCUUCCUCUGCCCAUCCGCUUCCUCUUCUGCAUGGCUGAAAAGCAUCUUUCCCAGCAUUCCAGGCAGCUGAGGCCCACAGGCCUGCUGGUAUGGACCCUGCUGGGCUGUCUGUGUCAGGGUCUGGAGGACGGAGAGACUCUAGAGCUUGUAUCUGUUCAGCCUCUGGAACGAGGGGACAAAGAGCGGCUCGCCUUGCUGUCCGAGUGCCUGCAGGUCAGUCUGGCUCAGCAGAAGGGCAUUCCCAAACCCACCGUCCAUAAGGUUCUGCAGGGCCUGGAGGAGAAGAGGCCAAAGUGGAGCUCAGCACAGCUACAGAAAACACGCAAGCUUUGUAGCGAGAGUGUGUUUGAACGAGUCGAGAGUGGUCUGGUGCAGGAGAGAGGUGGACCCUCGGAGCCGGCUGAGCAGAAAAUGUGGUCGGCGCUGCUGACGCUGUGCCAGGAAGCAGGUGGCAUCCAGAACCUGCGCCAGAUCCAUCACACCGUCCAACUCAAUGAGGCUUUGUUAAGAUCUGAUCUGGCCUCUCCUGAAGACCUCGGCUCAUGUUCUCCUGAGGGACAUCCUUCAGUUCAGUUCCUCUCGGCGGGCAGUUCACAGAGCGCUCCAGCUCGCCCUUUCAACCCUCUGUUUCACUUUGACCACAUCGGCUCUGCCAAGUUUGAUCAGUCAGCUCUGAGUGAGAGAGACUGGGACUGGGCCCAACUGCUGUCGUCCAAUCAGAGAACAAGUCAGGUGACCUUCAGAGUGCUGCUCACUAACAGACUCCGCCAAGCGUGCUGGCAGUCUGGGGCUGGCUCCAACUCAGCCGUGUCUUUUACAACACGGACGAGAGUGAGAGUGAAGCCACAAGAAUGAGAAUGCCUUUAGCUGGCAGUCUGCUGGAACUGGGGAAGUUCAGAUGUUCUGCUGGACAGACUCCUCACCUGUGGAGAUAUGGGCAGGGUAAUGAGUGAUUGACAGAAAAGCCUCAUACAUACAGUACUCUACAAAGGAUCUAGGCCACCAUCAGACCUCCAGUAUUUAUAAGGCAGAAAUAAUUCACAUCCAAUUCGUGAUCCAAUACAUUUCUACAAAAAAGUUUUUUUAGAAAUGUUAUAGAAUUUCCAUUUUUUUUAUUUCUAAAGCACCUCUCAGGAAUCCAAACCAGACUAUAUUUCACCCUGUCCUGAUAUGUUGCUACUAGGACUUUUAGGAAUAUUAAUCUGGACCAAAGAUGGGUUCUCAUAAUCUUUGAAGAAAUGUCUACCCACAAUUAAAAAGAUUAUAUGGAGAAUGUUAUAUUGUAGAAGUUUCUUUUUUUG